Messenger RNA from Paecilomyces variotii, 4216 nucleotides. Its product is annotated as putative cohesin complex subunit. Gene Ontology annotation, biological process: sister chromatid cohesion. The record is from RefSeq and is a predicted model, not a curated record. The transcript is spliced from 6 exons. Gene Ontology annotation, molecular function: protein binding; DNA binding; ATP hydrolysis activity. The coding region runs from base 131 to 3922 and encodes 1263 amino acids. NCBI's taxonomy places the organism in Eukaryota, Fungi, Ascomycota, Eurotiomycetes, Eurotiales, Thermoascaceae. Gene Ontology annotation, cellular component: cohesin complex; chromosome; nucleus.
CGGGUCGACUUUAAAGUCGGGUUGGGGUUUUCCGUUCAAUCCGCCACAAUCCAACGCGCUCGUCGCGAAUACAAGAUACUCAUUUAUUUAUCUGGCCCGUUUCCCUCAUCCCAGGAGGAAGUCGCGCAACAUGGGGAAGCUCAUCCGCUUAGAGCUCUAUAAUUUCAAGUCUUACAAGGGCCAUCAUACUCUUCUUUUCGGAGAUGCUUACUUUACUUCCAUCAUCGGGCCUAAUGGCUCUGGCAAAUCAAACUCGAUGGACGCGAUCUCCUUUGUUUUAGGUAUCAAGUCAUCCCAUCUACGGUCGACAAAUCUACGCGAUCUCGUGUAUCGUGGUCGUGUUCUGCGAACUUCCAAGAUCAACGGCGAUGGCUCAGCUACAGUAGACGGCGAGGAAAACCAAGCCCAGGGAUCGGAUGCUGAAGAUGGAGAUGGACAGGAAGCGGGAGAUCGCAACGACCCCAAGACCGCAUGGGUCAUGGCAGUGUAUGAAGACGACGCGGGCGAGGAGCAGCAAUGGCGACGAUCGAUCACGAGUUCCGGUGUGAGCGAGUACCGCAUCAAUAACAAGGUCGUGACUGCGCAGCAAUACAACGAGGCCCUGGAGGCGGAGAAUAUCCUGAUUAAAGCGCGCAACUUCCUUGUCUUCCAGGGAGAUGUUGAAGCGAUUGCGUCCCAGUCGCCCAAAGAUCUUACCCGGCUCAUUGAACAGAUAUCUGGCAGCCUCGAAUAUAAAGCAGAAUAUGAGCGCUUGAAAGCGGAGCAGGAAGAGGCCGCGGAGCAGCAGACAUUUCAGCUGAACCGUCGACGAGGUAUCAACUCCGAGAUCAAGCAAUACCAAGAACAGAAGAGAGAGGCGGAUAACUAUGCUAGGAAGGCUGAGGAACGGGACCAGGCUAUCAUCACGCACAUCCUGUGGAAGUUGUUCCAUUUCCAACGCCUCAUUGACGAAUCUAGCGCCGAAAUCCAACGCCACCAGGACGAGCUGAAGGAAUAUCGCCGUGGCGUUGAGAAGUAUGAGAAGAACCUCGAAGGGGCCAAGAAGGAACAUGCGCGGGUUGGCAGGGACGUUGUUAAAAUCGAGAAAGACAUCGCGAAGAAGGAGAAAGACAUCGAGGAUAUGACAAACUCUCUAGUGCCCGUAAACGAGAAGAUCGAGAUCACGUCAAGGAACCUGGAGAGAUAUACUUCCCGCAUCUCCGAUAUUGCGAAGGAGCGCGACUCCCAGGCUAGCAACGUGAAACACCUAGAGAAAGACCUGAAAAUUGUCGAGAAAGCGCAGGCACAGUGGGAGGCUGAGUGGCAGAAGAGUAUGAGCAAGGAAGCUGGCCAGCUCAGCGAGGCAGAUCUCCAGGAAUACAGCAAGUUGAAGGAAGAGGUCAACAAGCAGUCUUCUGCUGAGCAGCUCAAACUCGACAAUCUACGCCGUCAGAAGAAAACGGAGGCGGAGACUGUCAACAGUCUGAAAAGCAAGUUCGAAAAUACAGAAUGGCAGCUUAAGAGUUUGGAGUCCGAUAUGCAGACCCUAGUCGAGCGCAAGUCGGCUAUUGCGGAGACCAUCAAAGCCACAUCCAAGGACAUUGACCAGAAAAAGAAGGAUCUGAAUGCGCUUACUUCGGAACGGCUUCGUGUGUCCCAAAUGAGGACUGAGCUAGAGGAGAAACUCCAGGUCGUCCUGAAGAAGCUACUCGAAGCGGACGAUGGCAAAAAGCAGAGCGAGAAAGAGCUACGAGCCAAAGAGCUGAUCUCCACUCUGAGACGCAUCUUUCCUGGAGUCAAGGGUCGUGUCAGCGAUCUGUGCAAGCCAAAACAGAAGAAGUAUGCUGAAGCCGUCAGCACUGUUCUUGGACGCCACUUUGAUGCUAUUGUCGUCGAUAACGAGAAGACAGCUAAGGAGUGCAUCCAGCACCUUCGUGACCAGAGGGCCGGACAGGCCACCUUCAUUCCAUUGGAGACCAUCCAGGUCAAAGCAUUCAACUCCAACUUGAAGGGAAUGCAUCGUGGAAUGCGUCCUGCAAUCGAGACGGUUGACUACGACAACUCCGUCUCGAGAGCCAUCAGCUACGCCUGUGGAAAUGCUAUCGUCUGUGACGAUCUCGCGACCGCAAAGUACCUAUGCUAUGAUAAGGGUCUGGAUGCCAAAGCUGUUACCCUCGAUGGGACAGUUAUCCACAAGGGUGGUCUGAUGACUGGUGGUCGUGGCCCUGGUCAGCAAAACUCCAAGCGCUGGGAAGAUGCCGAAGUUGAAGGCCUCUUCAAGUUGAAAGACAAGCUGCUCGCUGAUCUGGCAAGUCUUCCUAAGGGCCACCGCAAGGGCACGGAAGAAGAGUCUCUCCAAGGUGACCUUGUUGGACUAGAGCAGCGUAUUUCCUACGCCCAGGAGGAGCUCAAGGCCCUCGAAAGGAACCUUGAGAGCAAGCGUAGCGAAGUUGACUUUGCCAAGCGUCAGCUCGCUGAAGUGAAGCCGAAAUUCCUCCAGAAGCAGCAAGCCCUUGAAGAGCUUGACGAAACCAUCCGGGAAUCUCAAGAGCUUGUCAGCAGAGUUGAAGAUGAGGUGUAUGGUAAUUUCUGCCGACGCCUCGGAUACGACAACAUCAGAGAAUAUGAAGCUCAGCAAGGAUCUUUACAGGAAGAAGCUGCCCAAAAGAAGCUGGAGUUUACCACUCAAAAGAGCAGGAUAGAGAACCAGCUAAGCUUCGAGAAGCAACGUCUCCAAGCUACUGACGACCGAGUCAAUGCGGUGAAAGCUAAAUACGAGCGUGAUAUGGCUCUGAUUGAGGAGCUGAAGGAGGAGCAAGACAAGAUUCGCAAUCAAAUUGACGUCUUCAGCGCAGAGAUUGACCUCCUCCGCGAACGUCUUGAAGAGCAAAAGGAGUUGUACGCUCAAAGUGCAGAGGUUCUGGCACAACAACGGCGAGAGCUUCAGAAGCGUAGUAAAAAUGUGGAAACAACACUGAGAGCAGUUGGGGCUUUAGAGGGCGAAAUCCAGCGCAACUCUGCGAGCCGAUAUGCCUUACUUCGCCGCUGUAAGCUGGAGGACAUCGACAUUCCGCUGACGGAAAGCUCUGCUCCUUUGGAUCAGCUUCCUAUCGACGAUUUAGUCCAAAAUGCCGAUCCAGACGCAAUGGACGUCGAUGAAGACGGUAAUGGCGCUGGAGGCCAAGGUCCCACAGUCCAAGACUAUGGUAUUGAGGUCGACUUCGACUCUCUAGGUGAAACCUUAAAAGAGGAGGCGGACGAAAAGCUCGAGGAAGAACUGCAAGAGAGGAUAAGGUCCCUCAACGCUGAACUCGACAAGAUGGCACCCAACACCCGUGCCGUGGAGCGCCUCGAGAGUGUUGAAAACAAGCUACGCAGCACUGAAAAAGAUUUUGAAGAUGCGAGGAAGCGUGCCAGAAAGGCCAAGGAAGACUUCGAGGCUGUAAUGCGCAAGCGCUCGGAGCUGUUCAACAAGGCUUUCUCUCACAUCUCAGAGCAGAUUGGACCAAUCUAUCGCGAGCUGACGCGGAGUGCGAAUUACCCGUUGGGAGGCCAAGCAUACCUCGACAUUGAGGACUCUGACGAGCCGUACCUUGAUGGCAUCAAAUAUCAUGCCAUGCCCCCUCUCAAACGUUUCCGGGAUAUGGAGCAUCUCUCUGGUGGAGAGAAGACCAUGGCGGCCCUAGCUCUGCUUUUUGCCGUGCACUCCUACCAGCCUUCGCCAUUCUUCGUCUUGGACGAAGUCGACGCGGCUCUCGACAACACCAACGUUUCCAGAAUUGCGAAUUACAUCCGCGACCAUGCUGCACCGGGUAUGCAGUUUAUCGUGAUUAGUUUGAAGACGGGUCUGUUCCAGAACAGUGAAGCGCUUGUGGGUAUUUACAGAGAUCAGAGCGAGAACAGCAGCAACGGCUUGACUCUUGACCUACGAAAAUAUCAUUGAAAUCGAUGGCCUUCACUUGAAGUAUCUGUUAUUCCUUUUUAUCUCUCCUCUGUAUAUUAAAGUCUUCUUGCGCUUUGCUGUUGAGAUGUCUGGUCUCUGGCUCUGGGAAAGGUGUUUCAGCGGAGGGAGAGUGUUUUGCUAGUUACGCUCGCUAGCUACGCUUCAUGAUAGCUAGGACAGCUGUAUGUGUGGAUUUGCAACGAAUUCAAAUUUACCUAUCUACCUGGUUUCACGCCGGCUUUGCUUUCAUAUUUCCAGACUCCCCAUGGACUUCCGUAGUAUUUAAUCUCUUGG